AUGGAAAGCCGACAAGAAAGCGCCUCGGAACCUGCUGGGGCGUACCCCAUAAGCGAUGCGCAGGAGCCCCGCCUGACUCCUGUGAUAAGUGAGCAAGGGCUACCACGUCAAGAACGAGCGCGGUUAAAGAAGCCAGUUCAGAAGAUUAGAGUUGGAACGCUGAACGUGGGAAGUCUGACAGGAAGGAGUAGAGAGUUGGCAGACGUGAUGGAGAGGAGAAAAAUAGGUGUGCUGUGUGUGCAGGAAACCCGGUGGAAGGGAAAUAAAUCGAGGGAGAUAGGAGAGGGUUGUAAGCUCAUUUACAGCGGAGCCAACAACCAAGGGAGAAAUGGAGUUGGGAUUAUCUUGGACAAAAAGUGGAGCGAAAAUCUAGUCCACGAUGUAGUACUGAAGAAAAAGACGUUUUGGCAACAACUGGAUGUGGAACUACAGACGAUACCGCAGGAAGAGAGGGUGUUCUUAGGAGGAGACCUAAACGGUCAUUUAGGCCCUGAGAGAGGAGUCCUGCACAGGGUACAUGGAGGAUGGGGAAUGGGUGAGAACAUCUCAGGGUUUUUUAAGGAGUUUAAGGAGAAAGUAAUGAGAGAAGUAACAUUUAAGGAGGACACAAAUGAGUGGUGGGAAGAGAAUAGUAAGGUCAUUAGGAGUGUGGCAGAGGAGGUGCAAGGGAAAAUAUCUGGGAAAGGAAUGCCUCAAGGAAAAGAUACAUGGUGGUGGAGUGAGGAAGUUCAAGUUAAAGGAAUAGCCUAG
Molecule: messenger RNA, 750 nt
Organism: Penaeus indicus
Lineage: Eukaryota; Metazoa; Arthropoda; Malacostraca; Decapoda; Penaeidae
Exons: 3
Coding region: 1-750 (249 amino acids)
Biological process (GO): chromatin remodeling
Cellular component (GO): nucleus
Molecular function (GO): catalytic activity
Source: RefSeq, a predicted model, not a curated record